AUGGGUCUUAGGGGUCCCUUACUUACACUUGACAUAUCUGACGUAGAUACGACAGUUAUAAGUGAACACCAGAGUACACUUGAUAAUAUUGUUGGAAGGUCGUUUUUUCCAAUAGGUGGGAAAUUUGUACAUAUAAAAGAUGGUGAUGUGCAUAUAUGGGAACGAGAAUCCGAUGAAUUCUGCAGAAUGGCACUUUUAUAUAGAAAGGAGGGUCAUACCAGUCUACUCACUCUAUACAUUAGGAAUGACUCAGGCAUACAUUACAGAUAUUAUGAAAAGGUUUCAGAAUGGUUUAGUGUUACGGAGGAAAGUUUUGACGAUAAACUAAACAAGAUGAAGGGUGUAGAGGAAGAGAGAAAGAAGGUUGACGACUUUUCUUUGAGUCGAAUAUCCCUUGACUCUGAAAAUCAAAAUGUAAACAAAGCGAGAGGAAUCAUCAGGAAAAUGGAAUAUGUAGAUUAUACACCAAAGCGAGGUGCUAUUAUAACGUCCAUAUCUGAGGGAGAGGAGAUUAUUUGGAAGGUAGAACCCGGAGAGCGCAUCAUUUAUGCAUGCAAAUAUAGUAAAGGCUUCUCAGAAAUAUUAUUCAUCAGGGUAUACAAGAUGACAUCGCGUUCACGAAUUUGCUUUGAAAAACAAAAAUCGUGGGUUAGGAUAACAGAGGUCCAGUUUGAUAAAAAGUUCGCGUCAAUGAGAGACUCUAAGGAUCCGAAUAAUUCGCAAAUUCUAGACCUUACAAACCCAGACAAGGAUAAAAUAGAGGCUCUAAGGGAUGUAUGCGAUGGUAUAUUUGUAGCUUCCUUCUAUCCCCGUAUUCCCAUAAAGGCAGUCGUAGACGGUGCAUAUCUGAUAUGGAAGGGGAAAGCUUGUAGUUAUGCCAGAUUAUGUACGGAUGGGAAGAAGACCCUUUUGUAUAUAACUUUGAUUGGAGUUAAGAGAGAUAUACGAUGUUUUGAAAAGUCUCGUUUGGACUGGAUGGAGUGUGAUUGUCAGUACUUUUUCGAGAAAUUGGAGGCCUUAGAUGCUGAUAUAGAGGAUUAA
This is a messenger RNA of Theileria equi strain WA, 1041 nucleotides long. RefSeq lists its product as hypothetical. The transcript has a single exon. NCBI's taxonomy places the organism in Eukaryota, Apicomplexa, Aconoidasida, Piroplasmida, Theileriidae. The record is from RefSeq and is a predicted model, not a curated record. Bases 1 to 1041 code for a protein of 346 amino acids.